Molecule: messenger RNA, 3159 nt
Organism: Salvelinus fontinalis (brook trout)
Lineage: Eukaryota; Metazoa; Chordata; Actinopteri; Salmoniformes; Salmonidae
Gene: samsn1a
Product: SAM domain, SH3 domain and nuclear localisation signals 1a
Exons: 15
Coding region: 298-2421 (707 amino acids)
Molecular function (GO): protein binding
Source: RefSeq, a predicted model, not a curated record
GAGGGCUGUUGUGUCUCUGAUGGAGUGACUCCCCGGCACAGUUCUCUACAGCUCUGUCUGGUCCCCAACAGUCUCUACAGCUCUGUCCAGUUCACACCGCUCUCUACAGCUCUGUCCAGUUCACACCGCUCUCUACAGCUCUGUUCAGUCCACAUCGCUCUCUACAGCUCUGUUCAGUCCACAUCGCUCUCUACAGCUCUGUCCGGUCCACACAACUCUCUAAAGCUUUAUCCAGUCCACACCGCUCUCACCAGCUCCAGGGGAAAGAGACUGGUAUAGUCUUUCCUCUCUGCAAAGAUGAACCUCUUCUGCUUCUCUCUGGAGGGUUCUAUGGGCAGUCUGUAUGAGGCUGUGCAGGACUCCAGUGAUGCCCAGGUCUACACCAUCCCCAGCCGUUCCUCCAGCCGUUCCUCCAGCCGCUCCUGUAGCCCCGCAGUGCUGCUGAAUGAAAACCACAAGUUGCGUGGCUCGGGACGAUCCAUCUCCAUGGAGAUCUCCCAGGUGCAGAACAACACCAACAAGAAGAAAAGAAGAACACAUAUAUCCAAAUCAGCAUCAGAUAACGGAACAUUGGAUCAUGCCGCUGCCAGCGGCAAUGCUGCUCUCUGGCUGCCCGCCAAAGUCCCUCCAGAAAACGAUUUAGUUUUAGUCCACAUUGAGAACAAUCAAAACAAAGAGAUGGUCAAGCCCAUGCUCAGAACUGAGGUCCAGGCCAAAGCCAUGAUCAGAACCGAUGUCAAGACCAAAGGGGGAAGAGAAGGACGCAAGUCGAGCAUAAAGAAGAAUGAAAAACCACCAACCCCACCAAUACCACCAACUCAGAUGGUGAGUUACGAGGGGUGGGCUCAGAAUCCAGACAGGCGCAACAGCCGGCAGAGAGACCUGAUUGUCCAUGCCAACGGGGAAGUGGCCAGGCCCAGAGUGCCAAUCAAAAGGAGUCCAAAGCCUGGGAGUCAAAAACCUGGGAAUCAGAAGACUUGGAAGAAAGGGAGUGCAAAAAAUGGAAAAGAAUGGGCCAAGAAAAAUCAGGACACCACACGAACAGGGCCCAUCCCAGUGAUGGCAGGACCGUAUCUGGAUGUGGUCCGGAGGUCAGCUGCUGAUUGUGAGUCUGUACUACCAUCAGCCCAGGAGAAUGCUACCCUAGCCCCGGGUGCCAUGGAGCUGAGGACCGGGCCUGGAGGCCCUGGAGCUCAUACUAGGAACCAUUGCUGGAGUAACCCAGCUGAGAACGCUCCGGCCUGUGGGACGUCCUACCACAUCUGCCGCAGGCCCCUCACAGAGUACCCUGUUUAUGCCCAUGACUACACCCUGCCCCGGGCCAAGGACCAACACCAGGAGGUGUACCAAGAUGAAAGCCUGAAACGGGACCCCUCGCCCCAGGGUGUCCCCCUCUCUGUUACUGAUGUGGACCUCUGCAACCCUAAUCGCUCCACCAGUUUUGGGCGAUUUGACGGCAUCAGACAACCAUCACCAGCCAGACUAGAGGAAAAUGUAACAAAAGUGACAGAGGAGUCUGGAUGUGAGAGUUCUGAUCAGACCAAACAAGGCAGCCUGGGGAAGAAGAUGAAGGCCAUCUCUCUAACCAUGCGCAGGAAGAUGGGCAAGAAGCACUUCAAAACCUUCUCUGAGGAAGCUGGUGAGGACACUGACAGAGACCUAGAGGAGGAAACAGAGAGCAGUCUUCCUGUUGAGAAAGGCUCUGAAGAGACCAGCAACUCUCUGGAGAGCCUCUACAGCGGACAGAGCUCCUCCAGUGGUUUGGCCAGCGUCUCAGAUGUUUCCAGUACCAGAGACAGUCUGAGACUAGAAGAGGACGGCUCCUACAAUGGACACUUCUGUGGUAGAGCACGGGUCCACACAGACUUUGUUCCCAGCCCAUAUGACACUGACUCCCUCAAACUCAAGGUUGGAGACAUUAUCAGCAUCAUCAGUAAACCUCCCAUGGGCAUAUGGACAGGGAUUCUGAACAACAAAGUGGGCAACUUCAAGUUCAUCUACGUUGACAUGCUCAUGGAGAAAGAAAGAGAGGAGGAGGCACCAAAGAUCAGGCCUCAGAGGAUGAGCAAGAGACCACGACCAAAGACACUAUUGGAACUACUGGAGCGGCUACAUCUAGAGGAGUAUGCAUCUGCACUGCUUCUGAAUGGCUACCAGACAGUAGAGGACCUGAGGCACCUGCAGGAGAAACACCUUAUAGAGCUGAACGUAAUGAAUCCAGAACACAGAGGCAGGCUGCUGGCUGCUGUCGACUGCAGAUAUACAGAGAGCGAUGCUGUGAGGGAGAGUGAGGAGCCCUCUUCAUCACACAGUUUGAAGGUGGAGAAGAGCGACUGUCCAAGAGACUCAGGCUGCUUUAUUCUAUCAGAGUGCUCUGAAAACAGCAAAGAGGACACAGAGAGCCAACCAGUCACACACUGAUAGGCCAGACUAUCCUAACUAACAAGUUUUGACAUGUAAAUUACGAUGGCUCACCAUGUUUGUCUUGUCUGUAUUUGGUUUAACAAGAUGGGAUUUAAUUAAUUAAAUGUAGCCAAUUUUUCUUACAACCAAUGAAUUUGUUCCUCCUUAAAAGCCUUCAUUUAUGCACCUUUUUAUCUAACCUAUUCAUUCACAUGAAGCACAGGUGUCAAACUCAUUCCACGGAGGGCCGAAUAGCUGCGGGUUCUCACUCCUCCCUUGUACUUGAUUGAUGAAUUAAGGUCACAAAUUAGAAAGGAACUACCCACACCUGGUAGUUUAUGGCUUAAUUGAAAGGAAAACAACUCAAACCUGCAGACACUAGGCCCUCCAUGGAAUGACACCCCUGACAAAUUAUAUUUUGUCCCAACAAGGAUAGUAAAACAAACAUGUAUGUGUGUGUGUGCACGGGAGUUUUUACAUACAUUUUUGAACAAUCCUGGUUCAACAAAAUGUGCAGUACCAGUGGAGGCUGCUGAGGGAAGGACGGAUCAUAAUAAUGGCUGAAACGAUCGAAUGGAAUGGCAUCAAACACAAACGUAUGUUUGGUGUAUUUGAUACCGUUCUACUUUUUCCGCUCCAGCCCUUACCACGAGCCGUCCUCCCCAAUUAAGUUGCCACCAACCUCCUGUGAAAUGUACAUACUUCAAUAAGUGCAAUAUGUCACACAUUAAUAAAGUAUUUAUGCAUCAAGAGUCA